AUGUCUGCUCCACCUCCUCAACCUGGCCCUCAACCUGGCCCUGGCCAGAUCCCCAUGCCUCAGCCUGGACAGCGGCCAACGCCAGAGCAGAUCCAGGCAAUGCAGCGCCAGCUUGCUAUCGACGCUGAGAAGAACGGCAUGACUGUCCCCGAGUUCAUCGAGCAUAUCAAGAGACAAGCGCAAGAGCAGAUGCGCAUGCGCGCUGAACAGGCACAGCAGCAGGGCGGCGAAGCCGGCCAUCAUGGCCACGACCAUCCUCAUCCUCCCCAGCAAGGACGCUCUCAACCUAUCACUCCAGGACCUCCCAACCCCAAGGCUCUUGCUCUUGCCAAGUUCCUUCGAGGCCAGGAUCUUAAGAACAGAACUGUUAUUCUCAAUGGCGAGCGAAAGGACAUGUUUCGAGUCAAGCGAGCCCUACGAAUUCUCCAGUCCCCUGCUUAUGAGAAAGCCCGCAAGAAGAACCCUCUUCUACCCGAAAUUACCGACCGAGCUUCUCUCGAGAACACUUUCAAGCUGCUGCCCCUGAGCAUGCUUGCACUCCGAGUCUCUAAAGUCGAACCCCAGGCAGGUGCCAACGGAAAGAAACCCAAGCGUGUCAAGGGCCAGUGGACUGUCAAGAUUGAGCAGCAACAGGAGGCAAGGGAUGACAUGUAUUAUGCUUGGCUAUGGGAAGGCAGUCAGCUCAAGCGCAAGAUCUAUGCCGGCCUUGCACUCCUCGCCAUCUUCGCCGUGGUUCUGUACCCUCUUUGGCCUUUGGUGCUCCGUCAGGGCGUUUAUUACCUGAGCUGGGGACUCCUGGGACUCCUUGGCUUGUUCUUUCUCAUGGCCAUCUUCCGUGUUAUUCUUUUCUGCAUCACCUAUUUCACUACAUCACCUGGUCUCUGGCUUUUCCCCAACUUGUGGGAAGAUGUUUCAUUUAUGGACAGUUUCAGGCCCGUCUGGGCUUGGCACGAGACCGAGAAAAAGAAGAAGAAGAAGAAGUCGGCAGUCCCUGGAACCAGCGCCAACCCCGCCUUCGCAGCCGCCACUGGACAAGUUGCGCCCACAAGCGCAACAACGACUGGUACAGAUACUCAGGUCAACACUGGUGACCUACAGCAACGGCACUACGAGGCCCCAAGGGUCGAGGAACUCGCGGAUGACGAGUAG
Fusarium sp. VM40 is the source of this 1149-nucleotide messenger RNA. The record is from the annotation of a GenBank genome assembly. NCBI's taxonomy places the organism in Eukaryota, Fungi, Ascomycota, Sordariomycetes, Hypocreales, Nectriaceae.